GAGUGCAUCUCUGUUCACGUUGGCCAGGCUGGAGUGCAGAUAGGAAAUGCGUGCUGGGAACUCUUCUGUCUGGAGCACGGCAUUCAGCCUGAUGGCACCUUCAAGGACCUGCAGGACAAACUCAACUCUGAUGACUCUUUUACCACAUUUUUCAAUGAAACAGCCACUGGGAAGCACGUGCCACGGGCUGUAAUGGUGGACUUGGAACCAACUGUGGUAGAUGAAGUACGGGCUGGCACCUUCCGGGAACUUUUUCAUCCAGAACAGCUGAUCACUGGAAAGGAAGAUGCAGCCAAUAACUAUGCCCGUGGCCACUACACCAUUGGCAAGGAAAGCAUUGAUAUGGUGCUGGAUCGUGUCCGUAAGCUGACUGAUGCCUGUUCUGGGCUGCAAGGAUUCCUGAUCUUCCACAGCUUUGGUGGCGGUACCGGCUCUGGAUUUACCUCCUUGCUGAUGGAACGCCUCUCUGUGGAUUAUGGAAAGAAGUCCAAACUGGAGUUUGCCAUCUACCCAGCCCCUCAGGUCUCCACUGCUGUGGUGGAACCCUACAAUUCCAUCCUGACCACGCACACCACACUGGAGCAUUCCGACUGUGCCUUCAUGGUGGACAACGAGGCCAUCUACGACAUCUGCCGCCGGAACCUGGACAUCGAGCGCCCCACCUACACCAACCUGAACCGCCUGAUCAGCCAGAUCGUGUCCUCCAUCACCGCCUCGCUGCGCUUCGACGGCGCCCUCAACGUGGACCUGACGGAGUUCCAGACCAACCUGGUGCCCUACCCGCGCAUCCACUUCCCCUUGGUGACCUACGCCCCCAUCAUCUCCUCCGACAGAGCGCACCACGAGCAGCUCUCGGUGGCCGAGAUCACCAACGCCUGCUUCGAGCCCAACAACCAGAUGGUGAAGUGUGACCCGAGGCAUGGCAAGUACAUGGCCUGCUGCAUGCUCUACCGCGGCGACGUCGUCCCCAAGGACGUCAACGUGGCCAUUGCUGCCAUCAAGACCAAGAGAACCAUCCAGUUUGUUGACUGGUGUCCAACAGGCUUCAAGGUUGGGAUCAACUACCAGCCUCCUACAGUUGUUCCUGGAGGAGACCUAGCCCAAGUUCAGCGGGCAGUCUGCAUGCUGAGCAACACCACGGCCAUCGCCGAGGCUUGGGCAAGGCUUGACCACAAGUUUGACCUGAUGUACGCCAAGAGAGCUUUUGUGCACUGGUAUGUGGGUGAGGGCAUGGAGGAGGGAGAGUUCGCAGAGGCCCGAGAGGACCUGGCUGCCCUGGAAAAGGACUAUGAAGAAGUGGGAACUGACUCGUUUGAAGAAGAGAAUGAUGGGGAGUAAUCUUAAAAUACAUUUUGUUC
Messenger RNA from Vidua chalybeata, 1358 nucleotides. RefSeq names its product tubulin alpha 8 (gene TUBA8). Lineage: Eukaryota; Metazoa; Chordata; Aves; Passeriformes; Viduidae. Gene Ontology annotation, molecular function: structural constituent of cytoskeleton; GTP binding. The transcript is spliced from 4 exons. Gene Ontology annotation, cellular component: cytoplasm; microtubule. Gene Ontology annotation, biological process: mitotic cell cycle; microtubule cytoskeleton organization. The record is from RefSeq and is a predicted model, not a curated record. Bases 193 to 1338 code for a protein of 381 amino acids.